This is a messenger RNA of Vollenhovia emeryi, 1782 nucleotides long. Its product is annotated as odorant receptor 59a-like. Gene Ontology annotation, molecular function: olfactory receptor activity; odorant binding. Gene Ontology annotation, cellular component: plasma membrane. Gene Ontology annotation, biological process: sensory perception of smell; detection of chemical stimulus involved in sensory perception of smell. The transcript is spliced from 4 exons. Lineage: Eukaryota; Metazoa; Arthropoda; Insecta; Hymenoptera; Formicidae. The coding region runs from base 346 to 1320 and encodes 324 amino acids. The record is from RefSeq and is a predicted model, not a curated record.
CCGCAAAAAUAAUAAUACAUUACGCAAUUUUGUAAAAGGUAUUAUUUGGAAAGAAUAUCACUUCUCAAUGUACGAGAAUAUUAUAUCACAAGAAAUUAUAUAUCACAAGAAGAACAUCGCUACCAGUCUGUUAUUAUGAUAAUAAUGUAUCAUCGAUUAAAUAUUUUAUAUGAAGAGGGAAGUUGAGCGAAAUGUCGUUCGAAUAGAAAGACUAUAGACAUUACGAGAUUGUUGUUCUUAGAAUAUUAUUUGAUUCGUCAUAUAACGUACAGCAAAUAUUCGAUUAAAAACUUUUCAAGUAUUCAUUGAAGUUUGUACAACAAGUCGAUUGAAAUUUUCUGUUUGAUGUUGGGCAAGUGGAUGUUGAGAAGUGAUGUUGGGAAGAAAAGCGAAAUGCCUGUCAUGAAAUUAACGCUCACGGUUUUAGCGGUCGCAGGAUGCUGGCGACCAACAUCGUGGACGUCGCUGUUUAGACACAUAAUGUAUAACGCUUAUACAGCGUCAAUAAUUAUAAUUUUAUAUACAUUUGCAAUAACCCAAAUUAUGGAGCUGAUAUUUAAUACUGAUGACACAUUUGGUGAUGCCUUGUUCAACGUUUUGAUUUCACUUCUGGCUUGCUACAAGGCAAUCAUUAUACGGAUAUAUCACGACAGUAUUAUAAAAUUAAUUGAUACUCUCGACGAAAAACCAUUCAAACCAAUGAAUGCGAGUGAAAACAUAAUUCGAAAGAAGUUCGACAGGAGAAUAACGAAUAAUACAUUAUGUUACCUCGUCCUCAUUUUUGUAACUGUAUUUUACAUGAUUUUGCUUUCGCUAUUCACGGAUUUUAAGAAUGGAGCUUUAAUGUACAAAGCAUGGUUACCAUUUGACUACACAAUAUCUGCGCUAUUUUAUUUCACCUACGCUCAUCAGAUAUUAACUUUGAUAUUUAUCGGUCUGAUCCAUCCUACAUGUGACAAUUUAAUUUGCGGAUUAUUGUUGCACGUUUGCUGCCAGAUCGAGAUUUUAGAAUACCGUUUGUUAAACGUUGCAAAUGGUCGAGAAAAUCUACGCGAUUGCGUACGCCACCACAUACAUAUAUUUGAAUAUGCGUAUAUGUUAAAUGACAGAUUUGCCAAAAUAAUUCCUAGUGAGUUUGCAAUGAUCACUGUAGUAAUGUGCUAUAGUUUAAUUCAAAUGGCUUUGAAAUCGUCCAAUACCAUUUCUUAUAUACAGGAUAUAAUGGUUGUGGCUUCCACACUGGCUCCGAUUUUUUAUUACUGCUGGUUCGGAAAUGAAAUCAAGCUGAAGGUAGUAACUAAUUUAGUAGUAAUUAAUUAGCUAGUAACUAAUUUUAAUUUUAUACUUGUUAACUUAAUUUUACUUAUAUUAGUUAACUGAAAGAAAGUUGUGAAGUCAACGUUAUAUCUAUCGCUACGAAAAGAAGAAAGCGUAUUCAUACGCAAACACAUACACAUAAUCACCAUACAUACAUACAUGGUCUGUCCUUAAAGUAGUCGGACUGAGUCAAUUACAAAAUAUUUAUUGACAGAAAUAAUAUAUGCGCUCAAUAUUUGUCAAAGUAGGACCCUUCUGCAUCCACACACCGCUGGCAGCGGGAUUUCCAGCCCUCAUACGCUUCCUGGAAGGCGGCAGCCGGAAUGCUGUUAAGCUCCCUCGUCACGGCCUGUUGUAACGCUUCCACCGAGCCAUGAUGGUGUCCUUUCAGGACGGUUUUGAGGCGGGGGAAGAGGAAAAAGUCUGGUGGGGCAACGUCGGGACUGUAGGGUGGCUGAGGCAGGG